AUGAACGUUCUUCACAUCUUCGCAGGCCUCGCCGUCGUGGUGCCGGGUAUUUACAUGUUCACAGCGAACCAGGCUCAGUCGACAAUCAAGAACAAGCGCGUUUGUCUCUUGAUCGCACACCCCGAUGACGAAGCCAUGUUCUUCUCACCUACCGUCCUCGCCCUCACACGACCUGAGAACGGAAACCACGUUAAGAUUCUAUGCUUGAGCACUGGAGAUGCCGACGGGCUAGGAGACGUUCGCAAGCAAGAGCUGGUCAAGAGCGGUUUGGCGCUGGGACUGCAAAACGAGGAUGAUGUCUUCGUAGUGGACAACCCCACCGACUUCCCAGACUCCAUGACCAGAAUGUGGGAUAAGAACCUAAUUGCUCGCCUACUAGGAAGCACCUUUGCCCCCAAAUUCGGCCACGAGCGCAAGAACAACCUCAAGCCUACAGCCGCCAUUGAUAUCCUCAUAACCUUUGACAGCAAUGGCGUGUCCUCUCACCCCAACCACAUCUCCCUGUACUUGGGUGCCCGUUCCUUUAUCCAGGCUCUCACCUCGACUGAGUCUGAAUGGCCGAGCCCUGUAGAUCUAUACACUCUAACCUCAGUGGGCAUUGUGCGCAAGUACUCGGCUUUCAUGGACUUUGUCCCUACAUUGCUCUCGUAUCUGGGAGUCAAAAAUGAGGACAAGGAGCGUCCUGAAGGUCUGGUCUUCAUGAACCAGCUUGUUGGCCGAGGCGCAUACGGCACAGCUUGGAGUGCCAUGACUCAGGCGCACAGGAGCCAGAUGGUCUGGUUCCGCUAUGGCUGGAUCACCCUCAGCCGAUACAUGGUCAUCAACGACUUGCGCCUCGAAAAGGUCAAGGCACAGUGA
Messenger RNA from Fusarium venenatum, 858 nucleotides. Its product is annotated as putative deacetylase LmbE-like domain-containing protein. Gene Ontology annotation, cellular component: endoplasmic reticulum. Gene Ontology annotation, biological process: GPI anchor biosynthetic process. Lineage: Eukaryota; Fungi; Ascomycota; Sordariomycetes; Hypocreales; Nectriaceae. Gene Ontology annotation, molecular function: N-acetylglucosaminylphosphatidylinositol deacetylase activity. The record is from RefSeq and is a predicted model, not a curated record.